Etheostoma spectabile (orangethroat darter) is the source of this 1175-nucleotide messenger RNA. It is a transcript of the gene sf3b6, whose product is annotated as splicing factor 3b, subunit 6. NCBI's taxonomy places the organism in Eukaryota, Metazoa, Chordata, Actinopteri, Perciformes, Percidae. Gene Ontology annotation, molecular function: mRNA binding. Gene Ontology annotation, cellular component: nucleus; cytoplasm. The record is from RefSeq and is a predicted model, not a curated record.
CGCUGAUAGCGUAACGAUCAUAGCGUAACCAAGUCGUAACCAAGUCGUAUGUGUGACUAAGCUCAAUCUGCCCAGUGGCAACAGCGGCCCCUACAGUUACAAAAUACGAUAGGCAGCCCUGCGCUGUUUUUGCACCCAUUCGCUAAAUCGGAAACCGGAAUUACGUCACCACUGAACUGACUACCGCUGCCAUUUUAACGGGAAGAGUGGAGAGAAAGCUAGCUGGGAAACUGCGCGUUUGUUGUUCAGCGGUCUUAUUUACACAUACAACUAUUUCACCAUGGCUAUGCAAGCAGCGAAACGUGCUAAUAUCCGAUUACCUCCUGAGGUGAACAGAAUCCUGUACGUCAGGAACCUUCCUUACAAGAUAACCGCGGAGGAAAUGUAUGAUAUCUUUGGGAAAUAUGGACCAAUACGUCAAAUCAGAACAGGGAACACACCAGAAUCAAGAGGAACAGCUUAUGUGGUUUAUGAAGACAUCUUUGACGCCAAGAACGCCUGUGACCAUCUGUCAGGCUUCAACGUCUGCAACCGUUACCUGGUGGUCCUCUACUACAACGCAAACCGAGCUUUCCAGAAGAUGGACACAAAGAAGAAAGAGGAACAGCUGAAGCUUCUAAAAGAGAAAUACGGCAUCAACACAGACCCUCCGAAGUAGUUCAUCCACCUCCACCUGUCGCCUCUAUGUUCAAAAGCUUUCUUUGUCUGUCUGUACAAACCUCCCAGGUUCCUUGGUUUUAUGCUGGUGUCACGGACACAGUCGUUGAAAAAUUUAUUUUCUUUUUUGAUGAAUUUGUUGAAAUUAGGAGUUGGAUUUUUUUUAAAUUUCUAUGUGUGAAGUUGAACUCUGUUUAGCAGUAUGUGAGUAAACAUCAGGGCAGAGAGCUGUUGUUCACUCAUCGGUUUGAUUUUCAAGUGUUAGGUUGAUGAUUCGGUGAUUAACCAGUGGGGCAAACUCUUGAGCAAAAAAAAAAACUAGAUUUAGAUGGUGACUGGUCAAAGUACUCACCCUGGGUAACAUGUUGAAAUCUCUUUUCACUGUUCUUGGAACUCUUCAUACUUCUACAAUCUCACUUUAAUUUAAAGCUAACCAUACUUAUGUAGUGUGUGAUAUAAAGUUGAUUACACACACUAAAGUGUAUGGUUUCUGUAAAAUAAAUGUCCCUUUUCUUAAA